AUGUCUACCAACAUCACCUUCCACGCCAGCGCCUUGACCCGCAGUGAGCGUACCGAGCUGCGCAACCAGCAAGGUCUCACAAUCUGGCUUACCGGUCUCUCCGCCUCCGGCAAGUCCACACUCGCCGUCGAGCUUGAGCACCAGCUCGUUCGCGACCGUGGCAUUCACGCCUACCGUCUGGACGGCGAUAACAUCCGUUUCGGACUGAACAAGGACCUUGGAUUCAGCGAGGCCGACCGUAACGAGAACAUCCGCCGCAUUGCCGAGGUCGCUAAGCUGUUCGCUGACUCUAAUUCUGUCGCUAUCACUUCCUUCAUCUCUCCCUACCGGAAAGAUCGUGACACUGCCCGCCAACUGCAUGAGGUUGCCACUCCCGGCGAGACCACUGGUCUGCCUUUCGUCGAGGUCUAUGUUGAUGUCCCCGUUGAGAUCGCUGAGCAGCGUGACCCUAAAGGCCUUUACAAGAAGGCUCGUGAGGGCAUUAUCAAGGAGUUCACUGGUAUCUCUGCUCCUUAUGAGGCCCCGAUCAACCCCGAGGUUCACGUUAAGAACUAUGAGCUCCCCGUCCAGGAUGCCGUUAAGCAGAUUAUUGAUUACCUUGACUCCAAGGGUUACUUGCCCGCCAAGAAGGAGUAA
Molecule: messenger RNA, 636 nt
Organism: Penicillium vulpinum
Lineage: Eukaryota; Fungi; Ascomycota; Eurotiomycetes; Eurotiales; Aspergillaceae
Product: adenylyl-sulfate kinase
Exons: 2
Coding region: 1-636 (211 amino acids)
Biological process (GO): sulfate assimilation
Molecular function (GO): ATP binding; adenylylsulfate kinase activity
Source: RefSeq, a predicted model, not a curated record